This is a messenger RNA of Fusarium redolens, 880 nucleotides long. RefSeq names its product NAC domain-containing protein. Gene Ontology annotation, cellular component: nascent polypeptide-associated complex; cytosol. Bases 137 to 601 code for a protein of 154 amino acids. The record is from RefSeq and is a predicted model, not a curated record. NCBI's taxonomy places the organism in Eukaryota, Fungi, Ascomycota, Sordariomycetes, Hypocreales, Nectriaceae. The transcript is spliced from 4 exons.
CUCUUGGCACGCACAAAAUCUACUUUGACUUAUCACCACCGAUUCGAAGCCGACGGCGACAAACAGCUAAUUACCCAAGCCUAACUUACUGUUUCGAUCGAGUCCCCCGAUCCCCCGCAAUCGAAUUUCGCCCAUCAUGUCGUCCGCCGAAGUCCAAGAACGCCUCAAGAAGCUCGGCCUGAGCGCCCGAACUGGUGGAAAGGGUACUCCUCGACGAAAGGUCAAGCGUGCGCCCGCCCGCUCCGGCGCUGACGACAAGAAGCUUCAGCUCGCCCUCAAGAAGCUGAACACCCAGCCCAUCCAGGCUAUCGAGGAGGUCAACAUGUUCAAGCAGGACGGAAACGUCAUCCACUUCGCUGCUCCCAAGGUUCACGCUGCUGUUCCUUCCAACACCUUUGCCAUCUAUGGUAACGGUGAGGACAAGGAGCUCACCGAGCUUGUCCCCGGUAUCCUCAACCAGCUCGGCCCCGACUCCCUUGCUUCUCUGCGCAAGCUCGCCGAGAGCUACCAGAACCUCCAGAAGGAGAAGGGUGAGGACGAUGACGAGAUUCCCGACCUGGUCGAGGGCGAGAACUUCGAGAACGAGCCCAAGGUCGAGUAAAGUUCCUCUACACAGUCAAGGGCGAAGGGGUAGUGAAAUCGUAGGUCUAUUCGGCCAAGAGGCUGGCUAGUUUCUCCUACGAGGCGGGUUUUCUGUUUCCCCCUGGUAUUGGGCAGUCGUAACAGUCACUCCCCCGCUCUCUAUGUUGAGUAGCAGAGGAGUAGGUACGGGUACGCAAAAGGUCACAGCUUGGGAAUGUCGCGGUGAAAUGGCGACCUUAUGCUGGCUGAGGUUGAUUGAUCUGUACAAACAAACAAAAAUACGACUUACAUCGGGAGA